UGUGCCUCUCGCUCUCUCUCCAUCCAAGCCUCGUCCGACCCACCCACACUCGUUCAUCCCCUCGCCAUGAAGACCUCGUUCACGGCUCUCUCACUCGCGACGGUCCUGUCGUCGACCCUCCACACCGCGCUCGCCGGCGCCACGGUCAACCCGAACCAGCUCCCGCACACGAGCGAGAACGGCCAGUACGGCUACAACGACUGCCGCAAGUACGGCGACUCGCCCAACGCCAAAUGCCAGACUCUCGUCAUGGAGGGCAUCGAGGACUUCUGUCUUUACGCUCCGCCGCAGAAGGCGACCAUCGGCGACUCGGAGCGCUACGAGGUCUCGUGGUGCACCAAGACCGGUCACGGCUCGCGCUUGAUCCCCAAGGACACGCUCAAGGGCGUGCACGUCAUCAAGACCCCGAAGUACCUCCAGUGGACGGGCCGUGGCGACCUCACCAAGCUCAACAUCCCGAGGGGCGACCAGGGUGGCGAGCUUGACCCGCAUGGAGCCGACGGCAAUGGCAACCCGAUCGGGGCCAUCGUGCUCACGUCGCAGUUCACCGGCAACCUUCAGCAGGUCAAGGAGUGGCACUCGUUCAUCUCGGACACCGAGUUCUGCAUCCGCAUCUGCAACCCGGCCGACCCCGACGCGUGGAAGUGGUGCAACCACAUCUACGACACCGAGGGCUGCUACUGGAACGACCCGGGCAACUACGACAACGGCUUCGACCACUGCAAGGCCGACAACGUCGCAAUGCCGCCCGGCGAGUACAAGCUGAGCAACGGCAAGACGUCGACGUGGCACCACGGUGCGCCGGGCCCGACGCCGUCGGCGCAGGCGCCCGCCGCGAGCAGCAAGUGCACCUCGCUGCCGACCAUCAGGCCGGCGAGCUACACGCGCAUCGCGACGACGACCAAGGCCGCCGUCGUUGUCAAGCCGACGACGACCAAGAAGGCGACGACGACGAAGAAGGCCAGCACGACCAAGAAGGCGACGACGACCAAGAAGAAGACGACGACCACGAAGAAGCCCAAGGCGACCAAGAAGGCCUGAAAGCCUCGCCCCCGUCGUUGUCGGCCAGCCUCCUCUUCCCCCUCCUUUCGCGUUUCACCUCGCCCCCUCUUUGGCUUUCUCCGUCGCGAUCCUCCUUCGCUCCUUCUCGUGCUCUCGAUCGCGACCUUGUCGCCUCGUCUGUAGCACCCCCCACCCUCGUUUUACCUGCCGCACGAUGCGCACCUGCCGCCCUCAGGCGCAACAGACACUCGUUACUCUCGCUC
Rhodotorula graminis WP1 is the source of this 1265-nucleotide messenger RNA. RefSeq lists its product as uncharacterized. The transcript has 14 exons. The record is from RefSeq and is a predicted model, not a curated record. Bases 67 to 1041 code for a protein of 324 amino acids. NCBI's taxonomy places the organism in Eukaryota, Fungi, Basidiomycota, Microbotryomycetes, Sporidiobolales, Sporidiobolaceae.